Molecule: messenger RNA, 1996 nt
Organism: Choloepus didactylus (southern two-toed sloth)
Lineage: Eukaryota; Metazoa; Chordata; Mammalia; Pilosa; Megalonychidae
Gene: CRELD1
Product: cysteine rich with EGF like domains 1
Exons: 11
Coding region: 278-1540 (420 amino acids)
Molecular function (GO): calcium ion binding
Source: RefSeq, a predicted model, not a curated record
CCCCCGUCGGCCCGCGGGCGGAGGUCCCGAACCUAACCCCCACUUUCCACAUCCGGAUCCGGGCUCCUCCCCCCAAGAACAGGGUUCUGGGCUCCUCCCCCUAAGACCGCCCAUCCGGCCUCCUCCCUCAACGCUUGGAAUCUGACCCUUUCUCCUUAAUACCGCUGACCCGGCUCUUAAUAACCCAUAUUCAGACCCGAAAACCAUGGGCUGACUCCCAGCCCGCUAAAGCCAGGUAUCCAGGCCACCUCCCCCACGGUCCGCAGCCUGGGAAAAGAUGGAUCCUCGGCCCCUGACGGGCCUGGUACUAGCUGUUCUCUGGGGCCUUAGCCUCUUCUUGAGUCUCCCAAGCCCCGUCCGGCCCCAGCCCUCUCCACCUCCUCAGUUUUCUCCUCAGCCUGAGCCUCAUCCCUGUCAUAUCUGCCGGGGGCUGGUCGACAGCUUCAACAAGGGCUUGGAGAGAACCAUCCGGGACAACUUUGGAGGUGGAAACACUGCGUGGGAGGAAGAGAAGUUGUCCAAAUACAAAGACAGUGAGACCCGCCUGGUAGAGGUGCUGGAGGGCGUGUGCAGCAAGUCGGACUUCGAGUGCCACCGCCUGCUGGAGCUGAGUGAGGAGCUGGUGGAGACCUGGUGGUUUCACAAGCAGCAGGAAGCCCCGGACCUCUUCCAGUGGCUCUGCUCAGAUUCCCUGAAGCUCUGCUGCUCCCCAGGCACCUUUGGGCCCUCCUGCCUUCCCUGUCCUGGGGGCACAGAGAGGCCCUGUGGUGGCCACGGGCAGUGUGAAGGGGAAGGGACACGAGGGGGCAGCGGGCGCUGUGACUGCCAAGCUGGCUAUGGGGGUGAGGCCUGCGACCAGUGUGGCCUUGGCUACUUUGAGGCGGAGCGCAACGCCAGCCAUCUGGUAUGUUCGGCCUGUUUUGGCCCCUGUGCCCGCUGCUCAGGACCUGAGGAAUCAAACUGUCUGCAGUGCAAAAAGGGCUGGGCCCUGCAUCACCUCAAGUGUGUAGACAUUGAUGAGUGUGGCACAGAGCGAGCCAACUGCAGAGCUGACCAGUUCUGCGUGAACACGGAGGGCUCCUAUGAGUGUCGAGACUGUGCCAAGGCCUGCCUGGGCUGCAUGGGGGCAGGGCCGGGCCGCUGUAAGAAGUGUAGCCCUGGCUACCAGCAGGUGGGCUCCAAGUGUCUCGAUGUGGAUGAGUGUGAGACAGAGGUGUGUCCGGGAGAGAACGAGCAGUGCGAGAACACGGAGGGCAGUUAUCACUGCGUCUGUGCUGAGGGCUACAAACAGAUUGAGGGCAUCUGCGUGAAGGAGCAGAUCCCAGAGUCGGCGGGCUUUUUCUCGGAGAUGACAGAGGAUGAGCUGGUGGUGCUGCAGCAGAUGUUCUUUGGUGUCAUCAUCUGCGCACUGGCCACGCUGGCUGCAAAGGGCGACUUGGUCUUCACUGCCAUCUUCAUUGGGGCCGUGGCUGCUAUGACUGGCUACUGGCUGUCAGAGCGCAGCGACCGUGUGCUGGAGGGCUUCAUCAAGGGCAGAUAAUCCCUGCUGCCCCCUGCAGGACCUCCUCCCACCCUGGCUGCCCCCAGAGGCCGGGCUUCUUUCCUGCCUGGACACUAGGGGCAGCUUGAUGUAUUUUUUGAGAGUGGGGUGAGUACCCCACCCACCCACCCUGCAGAGCAACCCAGGGACCCAGGCCUGGGCAGGCAAGGCUUCUGGGGUAAAAAAGUAUUCCUGAGGGUGGAUGCCCUGGGAUCUCAGCCUGGGGGCAUUAGGCAGGCUUCCCAAUGUGUGAAAUUUUAAAAAUUAAGAUUCUCCUUAUGGUGGCUACUAUUGAGCUUUGGUCCCUGCCCAGGAUGAGGGGGGUCUGGGUAGGGUUGGGGCCAUGGCAGCCCCCUCUUGCCUGCCGCUUGCUGCCAGCUCCUAUUCCAUACUCACCCUCCCCUCAGCCAUGGAUUUAUUUAUUCAUCUCAGGAAAUAAAGGUCUUGGAAAAAGGA